Akanthomyces muscarius is the source of this 705-nucleotide messenger RNA. RefSeq lists its product as uncharacterized. Gene Ontology annotation, biological process: proteolysis. Gene Ontology annotation, molecular function: serine-type endopeptidase activity. The transcript is spliced from 2 exons. Bases 1 to 705 code for a protein of 234 amino acids. The record is from RefSeq and is a predicted model, not a curated record. NCBI's taxonomy places the organism in Eukaryota, Fungi, Ascomycota, Sordariomycetes, Hypocreales, Cordycipitaceae.
AUGAAGUUCACAUCUUCCAUCUACGCCGCGGCGUUGGGCGCUCAACUCACUGCAGCCAUGCCUGCCAUCAUUGGUGGCCAGGUGGCCACAAACGGCAGUGCUCCUUUUAUUAUCAGCAUUCGCAAAGAUGGUGCGCAUAUCUGCGGAGGCAGCCUCAUCAACAGUCAGUGGGUUCUCACAGCGGCCCACUGCAUCAUGGACGUUGUGCCCAGGUCGCUCACCGUCGUCGCUGGCUCCAACUCUGUCAAGCAGGGUGGCGUCGAGCGCAACGUUUCCAAAGGCAUCACCAACGACGACUUCGACUCAAUCAAGCGCAUCAACGACAUCGCCCUACUUAACCUUGCCGCGCCGUUUGAAUUUACCGAUACCAUCAAGCCCAUCGAUCUUUACCAGAGCCAGGAGAUCGACGCCGGCACCAACGUGACCGUCUACGGCUGGGGCUACACCAGCUUUCCGCCAGGCCCCAAGCCCCAGGAGCUGCACUUUGUGAGCCGCAACACCAUCAGCACUGCCGCAUGCAAUGACGCGUAUGUCGAAUACGACAAAAAGAACAUCACCGAGAACCAGGUCUGCACGCAGUCUGGCGGUCAUGGGACUUGCAACGGCGACUCCGGUGGCCCCCUCGUCUUGAUUGACGGAGAGGGCAAGGUUUAUCAGGUCAGCGCAUACCUACCUUGGCUGAAGUCCUUGACUGGAGUGAAUUGA